GCGCCUUGAAAGGCAAACUUUACACCAAUGUACAUUUAAACUAUUUGUUAAAAGCAUAAGUUUAUUGACAAGGUUAUUUACAACUUGGAUGAGGGUGAAUUAGACGUUGAGAUUUUUUAUACAGGGACAAUUUGUUGAGGUUAUAUUGUGAAACGAAGCCAAUUGUAAACCGGAAAGUCUAUAUAAUUAGUUGCUCUUGUAAAGUUGACUUAUUUUAUAAGUGUACAUAUCACACCCAGUGGUCAUAUUCGGAGCAAAAUGCAGGAUUACGAACAUUUAUUUGGUUGUGAGGAACUAAAGAGGUGCCAAAAUGUUGGACCCUGAGAUGAACGUCCCUCAAACUGAUUGUUCAUAUACAGCGGACCAACCGAUACUCGUUCCCCAAAAUACGAUGAUGUCAUUGGAAACAAUGGACAAGAACCACAGCUUCCUCGGCUCAAUGGAGGACAUGUUAAAGGAAAUAAACACGGGGGUUACAGAGGGUACAAAACAGAUGGAACAGACGAUCGACAAAUAUAAACCAGAAAAGAAAAAAAAGAAAAAUGAAAAGGCAAAGAAAAUGAAAAUAGUAUUACCAGAGGACAAUAAUGGGAUUAGUGAUGCGGAAUCGCAUUUACCUGGAAUUGACAAUGAAGAAUUUGAGACUCAAAUGGCUGCGAAAAAAUACGAAAUGGAUUUGAUGUGGGCAGAGAAUCAACGAUGGCGGAAAGAAAUGGAAACGAGAAGACGCGAAGCUUUGAAAAGAAUGAUACAAUUGAAGAGACAAAAAGGAGAACGAAUGUUGACUACACUAAAUCAUUUUACUAAUGGUGAAUUUGAUGAUGACUCCAAACAAGAAAUUAAAAAUAUUCGAGAAUUAAGUGACAUCGACAAGGCCUGAAGUGUUAAAAGAAAUAUGUAAUUGGUCACACCUUUUUAUUAAACAGGCAAUGCGCCUAUUUUUGAAGGAAAAGGGACAAAAUAUUAUUUGAGACAUGUUACUCACACAGUCAAUCAAAUAUGAUAAAACUUUAAUUUUGGUCAAUACUGAAGUGAAAAAA
This is a messenger RNA of Owenia fusiformis, 1040 nucleotides long. The record is from the annotation of a GenBank genome assembly. Lineage: Eukaryota; Metazoa; Annelida; Polychaeta; Sabellida; Oweniidae.